This is a messenger RNA of Hevea brasiliensis (rubber tree), 1906 nucleotides long. RefSeq lists its product as uncharacterized. The record is from RefSeq and is a predicted model, not a curated record. Gene Ontology annotation, biological process: phospholipid metabolic process. Bases 398 to 1798 code for a protein of 466 amino acids. The transcript is spliced from 7 exons. Lineage: Eukaryota; Viridiplantae; Streptophyta; Magnoliopsida; Malpighiales; Euphorbiaceae.
CAAGCGUCGUAGAAUUUUGGUGUUUAGAUAUUGCAUGAAAAUUUAGUUCGUCAAUCCGGCUCCUGAAUCCUUUGCUAAAAAUGCCACGUGUCCGUUGGUCCCUACAUAAACCACAACUUACCCUUGUCCUUUUCUUCGGUCCAUUACUGAAUAUUUUCCUCCGGGCCUUUUUAUACCUAAAUCGACAUUUGCAUAUGUGCGCACUACGCACUCCCUCGUACACUGAAUCGGAGUCUCGUGCCUUGCCCACUCUCUCUUCACACAAAGCUCGCCUCAACGCCUUCAUCGUUUCCACCUUUUCUCUACACCCGCUGCUCUCUUUCCCUGCGCACUAUAAACCAAAACCUGCCGUUUAAACUCUGAAACUUCUCUGUUUACAGGAAUAUCAUAUGCAUUAAUGGCCGUACACAGGAUCGAAAGAGCAGAUCUAUGGAAGAGCAAGGCGCGAGUAUUGCAGCUUCGGCUCAGAGAACGGUUCCGAGUGGCUGUAGACCGGCAUCGCAGACGGCCGUCGAUGUUUUCCGAUGGUUACUUCUCGUCGACGGUUCAACGGCUGCUGAUUCACUUCCGGGACUUUCGCCAGGGCUCUCUGCAGUCUUCUUCAGCCUUUUAUCGUAAAAGAGUUAGUAAGGACUUUACUGCUGAAGAAGAUUCUGUUAUUAUUCGCAUGCUUCAGUCCGUUGCUGUUCCUCUCCUUGGAAAUAUGUGUCAUGUAUUUAUGAAUGGUCUUAAUCAUGUUCAGGUCUACGGGUUAGAGAAAUUACAUGAUGCAUUGCUUCAUAGGCCUAGGAACAAACCUCUUUUAACGGUGAGCAAUCAUGUUGCUUCUGUGGAUGAUCCAUUUGUUAUUUCUUCACUACUUCCUCAGAGAGUACUUUUGGAUGCUCAGAACUUAAGAUGGACACUUUGUGCAACUGACCGCUGUUUUCGUAAUCCUGUGACUUCUGCAUUUUUUCGAUCUGUCAAAGUAUUGCCUGUAGCUCGUGGUGAUGGAAUUUAUCAGAAGGGCAUGGAUAUGGCUAUUGCAAAGUUGAACAAUGGUGGAUGGGUUCACAUUUUCCCAGAAGGUAGUCGAUCUCGUGAUGGUGGAAAGACUAUUGGGUCUUCAAAGAGAGGUGUUGGGAGAUUGGUCCUUGACGCUGAUACUGUUCCUAUAGUCAUCCCCUUUGUACACACCGGCAUGCAGGAAAUAAUGCCUAUAGGAGCCAACUUUCCGAGGAUUGGUAAAAUGGUGACAGUGCUUGUUGGCGACCCAAUCCAUUUUGAUGAUUUGCUUAAUGCAGAAGGAAUAGAACACAUAUCAAGAGGAAAAUUAUAUGAUGCUGUAGCUUCUAGAGUUGGUAGUCGAUUGUGUGAACUGAAAAUUCAAGUUGAAAAGUUGGCAUUUGAACAGGCUAUCAGGCUGCAACAUCCCAAUGCAGGAAGCAUAGAGAGGGCCAGUGAUAUGCUACAACAAGUUGAUUGGGAUUCAUUUGGCAUGGGAAGCCGUGUACUUACUGAAGAUGAUACAUUGGGACCUGGAAUCCAACCAAAACAAAACAUUGCCUCUCACCGGGAACAUCAGGAACCCAUUUCUUCUGAUCGAUCUUUCAGAAUGGGAUCCACCUGUGAAGGUGGAACCAUUUCAAGGAUCCAUGGUUGCGUGGAUUCGUUUGAGCUACUAGGUUUCGCAGCCAGGGGCGUAUUUAUAAGCCCUAGGCCGAGGAUAAAUGCACCUGGUGUUGGAGAUGCAAGCCCGUUGAGAGCGUGGAAACAAUAUCUAGAAGCUAACUUGCUAACACAGUGGAAUACCUGCUGACCAAAUAAACUAGUUAGAUGAUGGAACAUAGCAAAAUUUUGAUUGUAGUGUAAAUAAAGCAAAUUUUUUAUCAAAUUUUAUGAAUAGGCUCAAAAAAUUGUUCACUUA